AUGGCGAGUUUAGUUGACGCAUAUGAAUUGCGGAGAUUAGCACGUCGGUUCAAAAAACUCGAUUUGGAUGGUUCAGGAAGUCUAAGUGUGGACGAAUUUAUGUCGUUACCAGAAUUGCAGCAGAAUCCGUUAGUUCAGAGAGUUAUUGAUAUAUUUGAUGAAGAUAACAAUGGUGAAGUGGAUUUCAAAGAAUUUAUUCAGGGCAUAUCGCAAUUCAGCGUAAAGGGCGACAAGAAUGUUAAGUUAAAGUUUGCUUUUCGCAUUUACGACAUGGAUCGAGAUGGCUUUAUUUCAAAUGGUGAAUUAUUUCAGGUUUUGAAAAUGAUGGUCGGUAACAAUUUGAAAGACACGCAGUUGCAACAGAUCGUUGAUAAAACCAUUCUUUUUCACGAUAGAGACGGCGAUGGAAAGAUUUCUUUCAAAGAGUUUUGCGAGGUUGUGGGUAACCUUGACGUGCAUGAAAAAAUGGUGGUAAAACCUUAA
Molecule: messenger RNA, 483 nt
Organism: Enterobius vermicularis (human pinworm)
Lineage: Eukaryota; Metazoa; Nematoda; Chromadorea; Rhabditida; Oxyuridae
Source: the annotation of a GenBank genome assembly